GAGCCGCCGGAGCCCGGCACGCACUCACAAUCCCCGGAGCCCGACGAGGAGGAAACACGAGAAAAAAAAAUUAAAUUAAAAAAUGGAUCCUCAGUCCUGCGCCUGCUCUAAAACGGGCUCUUGCAGUUGCGGAGACAGCUGCAAAUGCACGGAUUGCAAAUGCAAAGGCUGCAAGAAAAGCUGCUGCGCGUGCUGCCCGUCCGGCUGCGGCAAGUGCGCCUCCGGCUGCGUGUGCAAGGACGGCAAGUGCGGCGCGAGCUGCUGUCAGUGAGCACCUCGCCCUUCGUUUUCCCUCUUGUAUAACUGCACUUGAGAAUCUGGAAAUGUAAUGUUUUGUACGUCCUUUUGCUUUAGAAAAUAAAAAGAUGUCGUUGAUUGCGUU
Molecule: messenger RNA, 382 nt
Organism: Lepisosteus oculatus (spotted gar)
Lineage: Eukaryota; Metazoa; Chordata; Actinopteri; Semionotiformes; Lepisosteidae
Gene: mt2
Product: metallothionein 2
Molecular function (GO): metal ion binding
Source: RefSeq, a predicted model, not a curated record